Molecule: messenger RNA, 1849 nt
Organism: Cajanus cajan (pigeon pea)
Lineage: Eukaryota; Viridiplantae; Streptophyta; Magnoliopsida; Fabales; Fabaceae
Product: beta-hexosaminidase 2
Biological process (GO): glycosaminoglycan metabolic process; carbohydrate metabolic process
Cellular component (GO): membrane
Molecular function (GO): beta-N-acetylhexosaminidase activity
Source: RefSeq, a predicted model, not a curated record
CGAUUGACACUUGCAAUGCCUCGAACCAACAUUAUCAUGAUGCAACAUGAAUCAACCCUAUCACUAAUAAUCUUACAACUACUUCUACUUUUGUCAUGCCUAACAUUGGAAAACUAUGCAAAAUCAACCACCAUCAUCAAUGUAUGGCCAAAACCAAGGAACCUCACAUGGUCCCCACCAUACCAAGCCACCCUUCUUUCUCCCACAUUCACUAUCACCACCACUAACCACCACAACAAGCACCUCUCCGCCGCCAUCAGCCGCUACCAAAGCCUCGUCAAAUUGGAGCACCACCACCCCCUAGUCCCCCAUGGAGUGAACAUCUCCAAGGACCUCCCACCACUGCAGUCUUUGACUAUUACAGUGGUGGAUCCUCAUGCAGGACUCGUCCACAGCGUGGACGAGUCCUACACUUUAUCCAUCCUCUCUUUCUCGGCCACCCUCACUGCAGAGACUGCAUGGGGUGCCAUGCGAGGCUUGGAGACAUUCUCCCAACUCGCAUGGGGUAAUCCCACGCAGAUUGCAGUGGGGGUGCACGUGUGGGAUUCUCCCCACUACCCCCACCGUGGUAUCGUGGUGGACACAGCAAGGAACUAUUACCCUGUGAAGGAUUUGCUGAGGACAGUGGAAGCCAUGAGCAUGAACAAGCUCAACGUGUUCCACUGGCACAUCACUGACGCAGAAUCUUUCCCUUUGAUAUUGCCUUCUGAACCUGCCUUGGCUGAAAAGGGGGCUUAUGCCUCUCACAUGGUGUAUUCACCCGAGGAUGUUAAAAGAGUUGUGGAAUUUGGACUUGAUCAUGGGGUUCGUGUAAUUCCCGAGAUUGAUACACCUGCUCACACAGGAUCUUGGGCAUUAGCCUACCCUGACAUUGUAACUUGUGCCAACAUGUUCUGGUGGCCAGCUGAUAGUGAUUGGCCUGAUAGAGUUGCUUCACAACCAGGAUCAGGACACUUGAACCCCUUAAACCCCAAGACAUACCAAGUCCUAAACAAUGUCAUACACGAUAUAACCACAUUGUUCCCAGAACAAUUCUACCACUCAGGUGCUGAUGAGGUUAUACCAGGUUGCUGGAAAACCGAUCCCACAAUUCAGAAGUAUCUAUCAAACGGUGGAACCCUCAACCAAGUCCUUGAGAAGUUCAUCAACAACACUCUCCCUCUCAUUGUGUCCCUCAACCGCACCGCUGUGUAUUGGGAAGAUGUCUUGCUAGAUGACACAGUCCAUGUUCCAUCCACAAUGCUCCCCAAGGAGCAUGUGAUUCUGCAGACAUGGAACAAUGGACACAGCAACACCAAGAAGAUAGUUUCUUCCGGGUACAGAGCCAUUGUGUCAUCAGCAGAAUUCUACUACCUGGAUUGUGGACAUGGCACCUAUGUUGGGAACAACAGUGCCUAUGACAACCAAAAUGGGGAUGACACAGGCAACGGUGGCUCUUGGUGUGCACCCUUUAAGACAUGGCAGACCAUAUACAACUAUGAUAUAGCAUAUGGGUUGAGUGAGGAGGAAGCAAAGUUGGUUUUGGGUGGGGAGGUAGCACUGUGGUCAGAACAAGCUGAUUCAACUGUUUUGGAUGCAAGGAUUUGGCCUAGCAGUUGUGCAUUGGCUGAGGCACUGUGGUCAGGGAAUAGGGAUGAGAAGGGUAGGAAGAGAUAUGCUGAGGCCACUGAUAGGUUGAAUGAAUGGAGAAGCAGAAUGGUAAGCAGAGGAAUAGGGGCUGAGCCUAUUCAGCCACUUUGGUGUGUUAAGAACCCUGGCAUGUGUAACACUGUUCAUCCUGUCUAGUUGCAUUCUUACUAUGUAAAACAAAAAUAAGGAUAAAUUAAAAAAAAAAAAGCUUAAAUAUAUU